AAACCUCUCAAGAACCUGCCAAAAUAAAUCAUAACAAAAACAUGCUUUCCCGCCGGAUAUUUUCUGGAUUUUCCCGAUUUUCCGGCAAUGUCAGGAGAUCCUGGUCAAGUGUGGCUGUCCCUGAACUGAUUGACUCAAUAACCAGAACGACUGAUGGCGAGAUUGAUCCUGAGAUUGUAGAUGAGACAAUCAAGCUCAAUCCUCAACUUCUGAAUUAUGGUUUAGAAUCGUGGCAGAGUGUCCUGACCACAUUCAGAUCGCAGGGCUUCCCUUCGUACAUGCUAAUGCCGUUGAUUGUGAAUCAUCCAAUGAUUCUCCGGAAAAGUCCUGAACAGAUCACCCAAGGCCUGAACAAAUGGAAUACGAGUCAGUUUGGGGAGAAAAAUGUCAUGAAACUGAUAACAAAGUAUCCUACACUCCUGGAGAUUUCCAAUGACGAGAUGUACCUCUCCAAUCGAAUAGCCCAUUUGCAGGAAUACGCUGAGACGAGGAAAAACGUCUGGACGCUCUUCAUGAACUGCCCCAAUCUCAUUUCUGACAAAACGCACGUAAUUGAUCCUAAGAUAAAAUACUUGAAGCAAAAUAUGGGAGUGAAUCUGGCGGAAGUGCUCAAAUCGGAAGUCUUCUCGAAGACUCUCCUGAAAAUUCGAUGUCGUCACACUUUCCUGGAACGUUUGGGCGUUUACAAGGCCAAGAGCUACAAGGAAGAUCCCGGAGAAGUCAAUAACAAUCCCAAAUUGCACCAAAUAGUCGAUACAAGUGACAAAACCUUUGCCACAAAAAUCGCCUUUGCCACAUUGGAGGAAUACGAAGUCUUUGAGGAACUCUACUCCCGGGAACUCAAUGACCAGGACGAUGAGGAAUCCGACACUGACGAUGAGUAGUUGGUAGUAAUUUUGUUGUAGUAAAAUUUAUAAAACAAUCAUGUAUAUUUUCUUCAUAAGAUUACACACUUAUGCAAUGUGUCUGGUUUUACAAGACAAAUAAUUAAAUAAUUAUAAUAUUUAAAAAACAAAAAAUAAAAGAUAAAGCACAA
Phlebotomus papatasi is the source of this 1036-nucleotide messenger RNA. Its product is annotated as transcription termination factor 4, mitochondrial. NCBI's taxonomy places the organism in Eukaryota, Metazoa, Arthropoda, Insecta, Diptera, Psychodidae. The record is from RefSeq and is a predicted model, not a curated record. Gene Ontology annotation, biological process: regulation of DNA-templated transcription; mitochondrial ribosome assembly. The transcript has 2 exons. Gene Ontology annotation, cellular component: mitochondrion. Gene Ontology annotation, molecular function: double-stranded DNA binding. The coding region runs from base 42 to 884 and encodes 280 amino acids.